Lutzomyia longipalpis is the source of this 6207-nucleotide messenger RNA. RefSeq names its product protein eyes shut (gene eys). The transcript has 17 exons. Lineage: Eukaryota; Metazoa; Arthropoda; Insecta; Diptera; Psychodidae. Bases 759 to 5945 code for a protein of 1728 amino acids. The record is from RefSeq and is a predicted model, not a curated record. Gene Ontology annotation, molecular function: calcium ion binding.
UGUUCGGUUGAAUUCUCUCCCCUUUUGGCAAAGCCAGUGAGAGCAAACACCCUUCGUGACUUGGUGCAUUAUUUAUCACAACUGUGCGGAUAUUCUCCUUUUCAUUUCUCGCGAAAGUGUGAAAGUCCUGCUGAAAGUUUCUUUCACGCGGAACUUCCUUUUUUGCGGAUUCUGAUUGGACUUGUCUGACCGAGAGGAGAAUCCCCUUGGCCAUUGGGGGAUUGCAAGUAGAUAGUGAAGACUCCAGUACAGUGGAAUUGUUUGCCGUGAAUUAAGCCACAUAGAACAUAACGAGGAUGUUUAGUGCUUUCGUAUAGUGAAAGAGCAUUCCCUUGGCCACAGUGUGUUUGCUUGGGAAAGAGACUACAAAUAAACUCCACACUCAAGGGCUCUUUUCUUGAAGCUCCCUUGCGGGUGAAUCCUAAAAAGGACGCAGGGGCUCUGUGUGCAUUUGUGCACACCACAAGUGUGGGGUAGGGGAGUGGAGACAAAAGGAAGGAAGAGUGUACGUAAACUUUGGUAUUAUAUAGAAAGGAGAGAAAAGUGAAUUUUGGAAGCGGAAAUCCCAUCAAAGGCACAGAGAAUUUUCUCUUUUAUUCCAAAGUUGAAAUUAAUAACAUAAACAAGUGUUUGGUGGUUUGUCUCUGCAUCCUGGUGAACUAUAUUGCAGCAAAUUGCAGUCAAUCUCAUUAAGAUUUGAACCACAUAAAUCCUUCAGCCGCGACAUGAGCAUCGAUCAAUGUCGCUGAGCACACAGAAUGGGGCAUCGGGUAAUCAAUUUAGUUGGUGAUCUUCGACCACGAACUCAUCGGCCGGCAGUUGAUUGCCACGAAAGCGGGAGAAUGUCGACAGGAUACCGCUCACAGGAGCGGCAUCACCAUCGAUACAAUCUGGCGAAAAUUGAGUUUGUCAUCCUCACGGGAUUAAUUUGUCUCGCCACAACAAGUGGUGUAUGGGCUGGUUAUGCCUGCCUGAGCAAUCCCUGUGUCUUUGGUGUCUGCAUUGAUGACCUGAACAGCACGUACUCCUGCUACUGCAUCGAUGGCUACACAGGUGUGCAGUGUCAGACAAAUUGGGACGAGUGCUGGUCAUCGCCGUGCCACAACGGAGGGACGUGCAUUGACGGUGUGGCCCAGUACAACUGCAGCUGCCCAGAGGGGUUUGCCGGGUUGAAUUGUGAGGAAAAUCUGGACGAGUGUCUGUCGAACCCGUGUCAAAAUGGUGGCGUCUGCAAUGACCGAGAUAACGGCUACACAUGUACCUGCUUACCUGGAUUCCUGGGAGGACACUGUGAGAUUGAUGUAGCCGUAUGUGAGACAGAUGGAGGAAAUGCAACGGAACGAUGCGAGAAUGGCGGGGAGUGCAUCGAAGGGCCCGGUCUCACAUUCUCAUGCCAAUGCACUGCUGGAUGGGAGGGUAGUCGGUGUGAGGAGGAAAUAGACGAAUGCGCCUCAUCGCCGUGCCAAAAUGGGGGCGUCUGUGUGGACAAACUGGCCGGAUACGCGUGUGCCUGCAUCACAGGAUUCACCGGAAAUGACUGCGAGGAGACAAUUCUCGUGUGUGAUGACUCCCCGUGCAGAAAUGACGCUCUAUGCCUCAUGGAGGACGGUCAGCCGGUUUGCUACUGCGUACCCGACUUUCAUGGUGAAAAGUGUGAAAAUCAAUACGAUGAAUGUCUUCUUGGACCAGGGUGCCAAAAUGGAGGGAGUUGCAUCGAUGGUGUGGAUGAUUUCUCAUGUUCCUGCCCACCUGAUUUGAGCGGUUCUCUCUGUGAGUGCUUAAUUCUGCCGGAUGGCAAUUUCAAUUGCAACUACACUCGCCCACUCGACUGCACUGCACCACCCACCAGCACCCUUUCCACAUCCACCCUCGAUGCGGAGACUGAAAGCUCAACACACCGCCUGUGGACGACAUCCACAGAAAUGAGUGAAACUACGACGGAAUUUACCUCAACUGUGCCAACUAUUCGAACCAGCACCACUGAAGACGCCCAAAGCACCACCACAGAGAGUCGUGAAGAAACCACGUUAACGGAAACAACGUCUGAAGGGAGCACGCCUGAAAAUUUAGGGACAACUGUGUCCACCACAGUUACUUCGGAGGAACCUCUUGGGAGCACCUCAAGCACCCCAGUGAUACCACGAAGUACAGAAUGGUUGGAAACAACCAGCGAAAUAAGCUCCUCAACAUCCACCGCGGUUCCCACAACUGAGACCACAACGGAGGCAUCGACAGCCGCCACCACAUCGACCAUCCCAUUCACCACAUCAACCCCCGUGGAGGAGACAACGCCGACUGAGAGCUCGACAAGCAUCCCAACUACUCUUAAUCCCUUCUUCACCACCCACCCAUCGACUCGGUCAACAACGCCCACCGACGAGGAGACCACGUUCAGCACAGACAGCACAAUUGGCACCAUCCCGACGAUGAUUCCGGUGGAAAAUUACACCGGAAGUCCGGAUUGUAUGAGGCAACCCUGCCUCAGUGGGGGAACAUGUGUGAGCACGUCGCAAGGAAUGCGGUGCAUGUGCCGCUUCAACCGUCAGGGAAGCUUCUGCGAGAGUCCCCUCGUGAUCAGGCACGCCGCCUUCUCGGGGAAUUCCUACGUCAGCCAUCGUAUCUUCCGCCGACUGUCAGCCACACUCGAAGACGUUCUACCCAUGCAGAUUGAACUGCGCGCCAGGACACGUGCCACAGAUGGGCUAAUCCUUCUGGCUGCAGUUCAGGGAUUCCGUGGUAGUCACUACAUUGCGCUCUUCCUUCAUCGCGGGUUGCUGCAGUUCCAAUUCUCCUGUGGACUACAGACAAUGCUGCUCAGUGAACUAGAAGCUCCCGUCAACACGGGUCAUGAGAUGGUCAUACACGCAGCCCUCGACUUUAGCCGCAACUUUUCCCACUGCAACGCAAGCCUGCGCGUCAAUGAUACCCUGGCUAUGAGUGGGGACCAGCCAACGUGGUUGAGUGCGGCUGCAAGGCAAGAUCGGCGGCCUGGGAGGGUGAUCCAGAGUGCAUGGUUGCACCUGGGUGGCGCCCCGCAGGCCCCCUUUGGACUGAUAAAUGACCUGCCAGCUGCUGGAGCUGAGGGCUUCACAGGAUGCUUGCGCACACUGAGGAUUAAUGGACAACCACGGCAGAUAUUCAGUGAUGCUGAGGAUGGUUUUGGGAUCACGGAAUGUGGAUCUCUGGCAUGCUUAGCCAAUCCCUGUCGCAAUGGGGCCGUUUGCAUUGAAUUGGAAAUGAAAAUUCCGGAGGAAGAGACUCUACUGAUGGAGGAGGAUGGCCUGGAGGAGGACGAUGAGGUGGCGACUGGUGUGGAAAAGUGGCUCUGCAAAUGCCGUACAGGCUACAUUGGACCCACAUGCGAGAUUUCCGUGUGUGCUGACAACCCAUGCCAGUAUGGGGGUACUUGUGUCCCCUUUCCUGGCAGUGGCUACCUCUGUCUCUGCCCCUUUGGCAAGCACGGUCACUACUGUGAGCACAACCUGGAAGUAGCUCAACCGACUUUCUCAGGAAGUGUCGAAGGUCUCUCAUCGUAUGUGGCUUAUCCAGUACCAAUCCCAUUGGAGUAUUCCCUGGAAAUGACCUUCAAGAUCCUCCCAGCGACCAUUACGCAGAUCUCUCUGCUGGCUUUUGUGGGUCAGAGUGGGUAUCACGACGAGAAGAGCGAUCAUCUGGCUGUGAGCUUCAUCCAGGGCUACAUUAUGCUGACGUGGAAUCUCGGUGCUGGCCCCCGGAGGAUAUUCACGCAGAAACCUCUUGAAAUUCAAGGGGAUGGGCCGCAGCAACCGCACACGAUCUCCGUUGGUCGCAGUGGUCGACAAGCUUGGUUGUCCGUCGAUGGGAAGGUUAACGUCACGGGAAGGGCUCCAGGAAGCCUCACGCGUAUGGAUGUGACUCCCAUCAUCUUCCUGGGUGGGCAUGAGGUUGGAAAUUUCUCCACACUCCCACACGAUCUUCCACUUCAUUCGGGCUUUGAGGGAUGCAUCUAUGACGUUCACCUGAGGGCUGGACAUGUGACGGUACCACUGCAGGAUACAAAGGGUGUCCGGGGGAGAGGUGUUGGUCAGUGCAACACAAGAGAAUGCCACAGACAUGCUUGUCAGCACGAUGGGGCUUGUCUUCAGCAUGGAGCAACAUUUACCUGCAUCUGCCAGGAAGGAUGGUUUGGGCCACUUUGCACACAAAAUGCCAAUCCAUGUGACUCGGAGAACAAUCAGUGCACCCAAGGAUCCACCUGUGUACCCCUCGUGACUGGGUAUGAGUGUGACUGCCCCACAGGACGAAUGGGGAAGAAUUGUGAAGUUGGAAUAAAAUCCCUGAGCGACGUCUCCCUGACGGGUAGACGUUCUUAUGUAGCAAUUGGCUGGCCAGCUGUCCCCGAGGAGGACACACAGGAAGAAAAUGAGAUCCUUUUGGAUGCACUGAAGGUGGAAAAACCCCGCGUGAAUGCAUCCGUUGCGUCCUUCCCACGUCAACGAGCUGCUUUCACUCCCUUCAAAUUCACACGCCCCCUCAAUCCCAUCCGGAUGAGAUUUAUCAAUGAAGUGGAACGCCCACAGGCACCACAGAAGCCCCUAAUGAUGCUCACAGCCACACAGAAUGUUGCCCACAUUGCUGUUCAGCAGUACUCAAUUGAAUUCCAGCUGAGACCUCUCUCAGAACGGGGUUUGCUUGUCUUCUUCGGCGCUCGUGGAAGUGAUCUGGACAGCACACUGGGAUUCGUGAGCCUCUCCCUGCAGGGAGGAGUUGUGGAAUUCCGCGUCUCGAGUCAGAAGCAUCAUGUUAGCAUUGUCAGGAGUAGCAGGAUGCUGGCUAUUGGGGAGUGGCACAAGGUGAGAUUUGCUCAGAGUGGGAAGAGGCUGAGUUUGUGGAUUGAGGGAAGUGCCACGAGUGCUUCCACGGAAACCAGUGGGAUCUUCAUUGCGCGCAAUACGAAGAUUUUCCUCGGUGGCCUUCCGGAUCUCUCGCAUCUGCCCUACAAUGCCAUCUCGGGCUUCCCUGUGCCCUUCCGUGGAUGCAUCCGGCAACUCUCAGUCUCCGGAACACGAAUUGUUCUCAAUGAAACAAACAUUUUGGAUUCGAGGAAUGUUCAGGAUUGCGAUGGAACUGCCUGCGGGGGAGAUUCAUGCGAUCUUGGGGGGCAUUGUUGGCUCGACGAGAAGCUCCAGCCGCACUGCAAAUGCCCCGAGAAUGCAAAGGGGGAUCGUUGUCAGAUCCCUGAAUCCUGCCAUGUGAUCUCGUGCAAGAAUCGUGGGAAAUGCCAGAGGAAUGGGGAAUGCAGCUGCCCCAAUGGCUGGGGGGGAUUCUUCUGUGAGAUUGCCACGAGUAAAUUCUCCACGCCCAGCUUCAAUGGGAACAGCUACCUCGUUGUCCCGCCACAGCGUAUCCCCGUGAAGGGGAAACGUGCUGGUCCAGUGUUAUUUUUGCGAUCUCCCGAUGGCAUGGAGAUCUCCCUGAACUUCUCAACAACCCACCGGAGUGGGUUGCUGCUCUGGAGUGACGUCGGUGAGCGAUUCUUGGGCGUUGGGCUGGAUCGGGGACGCCUCCGGGUGGCGAGUAGUGCCUUGGAUUCGGGCAAUGGCACAGUUGACAUCGUCACGGGGGAUGCCAUCACGGACGGAGCGUGGCACAAUCUCCUUCUCACGGCGGACGGGGAGGAGUUUCAGCUCUCCCUCGAUGGGCGGCGGAUCUUCUCCGAUGAACAACUCCGCCGGAGUGGCUUCAAUGUCUCCGCCGGCCACGGAAUUACCCUCCAAGACACCUUCUUUAUCGGAGGCUUCCCGAGCCCCGACACCGUGCAAAGGCGCACCGGAAAUAAAUUCCGACGCCCAUUCAGCGGAUGCCUGCAGGACAUCAGCCUCGGUCCCGGCGAUGCAGCCCCGGAAACGCAUAUCGCACUACGGGAUCUCGAUGGGGAGAAUAUUGGGGCGUGCGAAUUCGUGUAAUUACCCUCCCGUGCGGCGGGGACAAAGAAAUGGGACUUUUUUGUAAAGAGAUAAAAAAAAAUACAUUUUUUACACGCAGAGAGAAAUAAAAUUAAACGAUAUGAGGGUGGAUUUUAAAAAUAAGACGAUUAUGUAAAAAAAAAGAAAAAGAAUAAUUUUACGUGGUAGUCGGAAAAAAUAUUUAAAUAAUGUGUAAAAUGGAUUGAAAAUAAAGUUUAGAAAUUUUGAAAUAAAAAUUAAUUUCGUUUGAAAUGUUUAUUUU